AUGGACGAUUCGCCCAGCGAGGCCACCACGAGCGACUGGAAUACGAAAGGAUCCAGAAGAUCUGAAUCUCAUCAAGAAGAAGAAUCAGGUCACCAUACAUUGCCAACUCAUCCUGCUAGACGGACUUCAAAUACUCCUUCUUUCCCAUCACCCGCGGAGCAAUCAGGUUCACGGCAUCCACCGGGAGAACAAUCGACCUCACGACGAGAAGCAUCUCUGUUCCAAAUCCCGACAUCACCGUUUGAAGACCCAAUGUCUCGAUACGCGACACCGGGACCGACCACCCUCACCACCUCUCGACCACAGCAAUAUCAGCUUGUUUCUCCUGGCACACCAGCUGAUCCCCGAGCUAUGAGCCAAAACAACAAAGAUCAGCUGAUCCGGUCUCUUCGAACUCACAGAGUGAAUACGAUCACCGAGCUACGUCGUAUCGAAAAGAUUUUCGCGUAUCUAGAUUCCGCCGAGGUUACAGAGCCAAUGACAACUGCAUGGGCUCAUUACGUCAAUUCGAACAACCUUCUGAAUGAACUCCGGGGCUUGACUCGGACCUACCCGUUUAGUUCUGAGUGCCUGGAUGAAGCCAAAGCCUUGGUGGUUCGUGACCCAAAUAGCAUCCGGAGUUGGAACUACUGUUGGCUAGUGCUGGUCAAGAUGGAGAAAGAAAAUCUUGUUACCAAACAUGCCCGCGCUCUUGCCUCGAAGGCGAGUACUUGGGGUGGACGGAGACCAACAACAGCAGAGUUUGAUCGACUUGUCAAUGCCUGCGUGGCGGAAUGGACCGGAGCACUCAAGCAGAUGCUCAAACACUGGGAUAAGCCUCCCAGCACAACUGGCAACUAA
Rhinocladiella mackenziei CBS 650.93 is the source of this 840-nucleotide messenger RNA. RefSeq lists its product as uncharacterized. The record is from RefSeq and is a predicted model, not a curated record. The coding region runs from base 1 to 840 and encodes 279 amino acids. NCBI's taxonomy places the organism in Eukaryota, Fungi, Ascomycota, Eurotiomycetes, Chaetothyriales, Herpotrichiellaceae. The transcript is spliced from 3 exons.